AACACAUUCACAAUACUGAAUAACUAAUAUACACAUUUCUAAUUUUCUCUCAAGCUUCUUGCUGGUGUGCGGGCUAUGGAGAGUUGAUAAAUCCUUUGGUUUUCUUCUUUGAUUUCUCAAUCCAACUUCAUCAAGCUUCGUUUUCCUGCAAAUUCAUAGCUUUCGAUCUCCAUUAUCUCUAAAUCCAAGGGAAAAAAUGCACUUUCUUUUGAUCUUUUGAGGUGGAAUUUGUUACGUUAGUCUUUUAUGUGUGUUAGUUUAUUCCAUACAGAGUUUGGGUUCGAAGAACUUUGAAUGAUAGAGGAGUUUGCGGUCUGCCCUAUGCAUGUAUGCAUUUAUUCUUGAAAUGAAAUGUAUUUGAUAAUUUCUUCACUUCUAAGGGAAGUAGAGAAUUAUUCAUUUUUUUUUUUAAAUAUAUAUUGUUAGAUAUAUGAGAAAGAUGUUUUCGGAUCAUCUGGACUGAAGGGAGUUGAAAUGAAUGAAUGGGUCUAAUUUCAGGUUCUAAAUUUUGUUGCUGACUGGUGAAGCUUCAGGUAUGCGGGCAGGUGGCUUUCAAGUUGACUUUAGGACUGAUAUAGUCCUUUACCUACAAAUUUUUGUUUGAGAAUUUGGGGUAAAAGUUGCUUUAAGUAAAAGUAAUUACAUGGGAAUUCAGACAAUGGGGUCUCAAGGUGAUAGUGGUAGUAAUGGAAAACAGUUGCAAUUCCAGCAGUUAACUCAGCAAAAUUCGAUGUAUAGCCUCACAUUGGAUGAGGUACAAAAUCAGCUGGGUGACUUGGGAAAACCUCUGAGUAGCAUGAACCUAGAUGAGCUUCUCAAGAAUGUAUGGACCGUGGAGGCUAACCAAACUUUCGGUAUGGACUCUGAUGGCACCAUGCUGACCAAUCAAGCUUCUCUGCAGCGUCAGGCGAGUUUGUCAUUAACUGGUGCUUUGAGCAAGAAGACAGUUGAUGAGGUUUGGAGAGACAUUCAACAAAGCAAAAAUGAUGGGGAAAAGAAAUCUAGAGAAAGGCAGCCUACCCUUGGAGAAAUGACAUUGGAGGAUUUUUUAGUGAAAGCUGGAGUUGUUGCUGAAGCAUCUACGGACGGAGACGCUGGUGCUUCUAUUGCUGGGGUAGAUCUAAGUGUUGCACCACAGUUUGCGCAGCAAGGUCAGUGGAUGCAGUACCCACAGCCACAAUAUCACCAUCCUCAACAAAGUAUAAUGGGGGUUUACAUGCCAUCCCAGCCUAUGCCCCGGCCAUUAGACUUAGGGACUGCUGCUGUAAUUGAUGUCUCGUACCCGGAGAACCAGGUACCAUUACAUUCGCCUUUGAUGGGAACAUUAUCAGAUACACAGGCAUCUGGAAGGAAAAGAGGUGCCUCCGAGGACAUAGUUGAGAAAAAUGUUGAAAGGAGACAAAAGAGGAUGAUAAAGAAUAGGGAAUCUGCUGCACGUUCACGAGCAAGGAAGCAGGCUUACACUAAUGAACUGGAGAACAAAGUAUCACGUCUAGAAGAGGAAAAUGAGAGGCUGAGGAAACGGAAGGAGCUAGAGAAGCUGCUGCCGUCCGCACCUCCUCCCGAGCCAAAAUAUCAGCUUCGUAGAACAUCAUCAGCCCCGUUCUAACAAUCCCGUAGCAGCUAGUGUGAAAGUUUUGCAUAUACAAACUAGCUUCUGGAAUCUGUUUCUGGUUUCAAUUGAGGUAUAAGGUUGAAGUCAAUGCAUCUUCCAGAGGCAGCCAUUGUUUCAUAUGCCGGUAACGGUUGCUUCCCUCUUGUAAGAGUUUUUCUUUCCCCCUUCAUGUAUUUACUUUUUUACUAUGAAAUUAAUUCAACUGGUAAGUUUUAUCCCUAAA
Gossypium arboreum is the source of this 1838-nucleotide messenger RNA. Its product is annotated as ABSCISIC ACID-INSENSITIVE 5-like protein 2. The transcript has 4 exons. Lineage: Eukaryota; Viridiplantae; Streptophyta; Magnoliopsida; Malvales; Malvaceae. Bases 644 to 1609 code for a protein of 321 amino acids. The record is from RefSeq and is a predicted model, not a curated record. Gene Ontology annotation, molecular function: DNA-binding transcription factor activity. Gene Ontology annotation, biological process: positive regulation of DNA-templated transcription. Gene Ontology annotation, cellular component: nucleus.